Molecule: messenger RNA, 867 nt
Organism: Acanthoscelides obtectus
Lineage: Eukaryota; Metazoa; Arthropoda; Insecta; Coleoptera; Chrysomelidae
Source: the annotation of a GenBank genome assembly
AUGGAACUCAACCGAGAACGUUUUCGCGCCAUAAUUUAUUACAACUUUCAGAGACAAUUAUCGCACCAAGAAUGCCUUGCUGAGUUACUGCUUGUUUUCGGCAACGAAGUGCCACAUCAGUCGACAAUCUCCCGUUGGUAUGGAGAAUUCAAACGUGGACGUGUCGGUCUUAGCGACGAUCCCAGGGUGGGUGCACCAAAAACGGCAGUCACCCAGGAAGACCCGUCCUUGAAGAUCUCAAAGACGUCAAUUCAAAAAAUUUUACAUGAAGAAUUAGGAGUAAGAGAAUUAGUUUCUGGUUGGAUACCCCACCUGUUGACUGAAGAGCAGAAAGCAAUCAGGGUUAAUUGGUGUCAAAAAACGCUUGACCGUUUCAAUUCCGGAAACUCAAAAAAUGUGUACAGCAUUGUUAGUGGUGACGAAUCGUGGAUUUACUGUUCUGAACCAGAAAAUAAACGACAGUCGGCUGUUUGGGUGGUCGCGCCAUUUGUGUCAAAAGCGGGUCAUAUUGCAACAAGUCCUCUUAAUGAGCAAAGAACUCUUCGAAAAAUCAACCCCGAAAGAAGAAUCAUCCUCCACCAAGGCAAUGCAAGCUCGCACACAGCCCAAAAAACAAGGCAGUAUUUAACGGAGGAAAACGUGGAAUUAUUGGACCAUCCUCCAUAUAGUCCCGAUCUAACUCCUAACGAUUUCUCUACUUUCCGGAAAAUUAAAAACAGACUGCGUGGUCAAAGGUUCCAGUCACCAGAAGAAGCAUACAAAAAUGCCGUUUUGGAUCUGCCAGCAAACGAGUGGAAUAAGUGCUUUGAAAAUUUUUUCGAGCGCAUGCAGAUUUGUAUUAAUCUUCGUGGAGAAUACUUCGAAUAA